Penicillium brevicompactum is the source of this 1455-nucleotide messenger RNA. RefSeq lists its product as uncharacterized. Bases 1 to 1455 code for a protein of 484 amino acids. The transcript has a single exon. Gene Ontology annotation, molecular function: kinesin binding. The record is from RefSeq and is a predicted model, not a curated record. Gene Ontology annotation, biological process: microtubule-based movement. Gene Ontology annotation, cellular component: membrane-bounded organelle; kinesin complex; cytoplasm. NCBI's taxonomy places the organism in Eukaryota, Fungi, Ascomycota, Eurotiomycetes, Eurotiales, Aspergillaceae.
AUGUUCGAUCGGCAGGGAAUCCCCGAAGAUCUGGUGCGCGACCACGAUCAAGAUAUCUUGGACUUUCACGAUGCAUUGAUACCGCUGCUUAAUUAUUCUCUGAUCCGGAUGGAAAUUAAAGAACGGCUGUAUGACAUGCACCGCCUAGUGCAGUUAUCGGUCCGAGCGUGGCUGGAGAUGCACCUCGAGCUCGCAGGAUGGCAAGAGAAGGCACGAGCGAUCAUGGCAGAGAUGUUUCCCAAUGGGAAUUUCGAGAGCUGGAAUGAAUGUCAAAGGCUGCUUCCACAUGCGAAAGAGGUGGUAAAGUCUACGUUCAACAGCCUUGAGGGUGUUUCCAUGAAUGUAGCCACGAUCCUAUCUAACUGUGGGUGUUAUUUACAUCACCAAGGUGCUCUUUUUGACGCAGAAGCGAUGCUUCGACCGGCAUUUGCACUACGAGAGAAGAUGAUUGGGCCAGAGCAUCCUUACACGCUCGCUAGUGCCAACCAGUUAGGCUUAGUGCUUGACAGCCAAGGGAAAUAUAAAGAGGCGGAAGUGAUUUAUCGACAGGCACUAGCAAUUUACGAGAAGGUGUUUGGCCUGGAGCACCUUGAUACAGCCAGCAUCGCAAAUAAUCUCGGCUACGUGCUUGACAGCUAUGGGGUAUUUGAAGAGGCUGAAAAAAUGUACCGACGAGGGUUGGAGGUGCGAGAGAAGCUUCUUGGGCCAGAGAACCUUGACACGAUCAAUAGUGUCAAUAACAUUGGCCAUCUGCUGGGCAAACAAGGCAAAUUUGCAAUGUCUGAAGCGAUGCAUCGACGAGCAUUAAAGGCUCGAAAGAAGAUACUUGGAUUAGAGCAUCCACACACGCUUACCAGCGUCAACAACCUCGGCACUGUACUUCAAGGUCAGGGGAAAUACAGACAAGCGGAAGCGAUGCAUCGACAAGCAUUAGCAAUUAGCGAGAAGGUGCUCGGCCUGGAGCAUCAUAUUACGGCCAACAGUGUCAAUAAUGUUGGCUUAGCUCUUGAUAGCCAAGGGAAAUCGGAACAGGCAGAAGCGAUGCAUCGACGGGCAUUAGGUGCAUUAAAAAAUCUGUUUGGACGUGAGCAUCCCCUUACGCUUACGAGUUUCAGUAAUCUCGGAAAUGCCCUCGACAGCCAAGGCAAGUAUGAAGAGGCGGAAGCACUGCAUAGACAGACACUGGAAGCACGAGAGAAGAUGCUUGGGUCUGAGCAUCCGGACACGCUCAUCAAUAUUAACAACCUUGGCCAUGUGCUUCUUAAGCAAGAGAAAUACCGAGAGGCAGAAGCGAUGUAUCGACGGGCACUAGAAGGAUUUGAGGAGGUAAUUGGUCGUGAGCAUCCUGACACGCUCACCUGUGUCAACAACCUUCGCUUCGUACUCUCCAGGCAAGGAAAAUACAAAGAGGUGAAAGCGAUGUAUCAACGGGUACUACAAUUGAAUGAAAUAUAG